GUGUAUAGCCUAAAUAUGGAAAGGUCCUCUAAUAAGCAAGAACUCUCUCAUUAGUGAGCUAACUGGUUACAGGUGCUCCGAUGACCAGGUGUGGGGGAACUUUGGCUUGCUGGAUGUUACGGAACUACAACUCCCAUCAGCCCCAGAAAACAUGCUUAGUGGUUAGGGAUGAUGGGAGUUGUAAUUCAUCAACAUGUAGAGGGCCAAAGGUUCCCCUUAACCUUCAGAAUACUAUAAAAUCCAGGCAGUCUUCAUGUUCAGGAUGCUGGGAAUUGUAGCUCCAUAAGGGACAAGCUACAAUUCCCAGGAUUCUUUACAGAAAGUAAUGUGCUUUAAAUGUGUGGGUGUGAUCUUUAUCUGGAUUCCAGUAUUUCUUGGUGGUGUUUAACUGUAAGUAAACUACUGGAUUAAGAAAGUAGUGUGGUUAUUUAUAGUGAUCAAAUUUAGUACUUGGCUGUUUAGAAUGUUGGCUUUUUCUUUGGGGUAGUCACUCACUCCUCAUCUCCCGGUGUGUAAAUGCAGAAAGUAUUUGUUAUACUGUGAUCCUAGGUAUCUUUACUUAUAAGUAAAUUAUGUUGAGUUCAAUGGGACUUACUGUCAGAUAAGUUUAUAAUCUUAAAAUGACAAGCCCGUGCACUGAUCCUAUCAACUAGUGUGCAGUUACCUAAGAGUAAACCCUAGUGCUUAUUUCUAAAAGAACACAUAUACAUAGGAUUUGGUGGCCAUGUAACUUCAACUAAAUUCCUGUUAAAAAGAAUAAUACACAACAUUUGUGUUUAGUUUGGCAUAUUGGUCUAACUUUUGAUUUGUUUUCACCUUUUUUGGGGUGGACUUUUAAAAAUAUCUGUUGAAAUUAUGGUGUAAACUUGAAACAUAUGCUACUUAUGAAAUAUUUGUACAGUGUCCUCAUCAAAAGACUGGUCCCUUAAAAUAUGUUUGGUGUUGAUAGUUUGGAAGGAAUUUGUGUUCUAUAAGUUUUGCAACAAAGUGGAUUUGGACUUUAUAAUGAGUAAGACCUCUUUGUUUUGCCCACUACCACCAUUUUUGUUGCUCUUGAACUAUUUUAAAUUAGAAAUGAAACCCAACAUGCUGUUAUUGCCCUCUAGGGAGAAGGAUGGCAACUGAGGGACCUCUCGAGGAACUUAUUGAUGCAAUGACUUGUCCUAUCUGCCUGGGAUAUUUCAAAGAUCCUGUGAUGUUGGACUGUGGCCAUAAUUUCUGCAAAGCUUGCAUUGUCCAGUCCUGGCCUGAAUCUGAGGGAGCCUCUGCUUGCCCUGAGUGCAGGAGACUCUUUCAACCAAUGGACAGCAGGCCAAACUGGCAACUGGCAAAAGUGGUCCACCUUGUCAAGCUGUGGGUGGAGAGACGCCCAGAAAGGAGAAGGGAGGUGUGUAAAAGGCAUCGGAAGCCCCUGAAGUUCUUUUGUAAGGAUGAUGAAGCCCCCCUCUGUAUGGUGUGUAAACGGAGCAAGGUGCACAGCGGUCAUAAGGUAGCCCUGUUGGAGGAGGUUGGCCGAGAGCUCAAGGAGAAAACCAAAGCCCAGCUGAAGGCUAUGGAGGAAGAGAGGAAGAACCUUGAGGGCUGCAAAAUUACUCAAGAGCUGGGAAGAUCAGAAUGGCUGAAAAUAUGACUGCACCCAGGCAUAGCACCCAAUCCCCUGUCAAUCUGUCUGAGGACCCUAAGGGUGUGAGACGCAAGGCGUAAAAGAUUUGGAACCUGCCUGUCU
Messenger RNA from Zootoca vivipara (common lizard), 1726 nucleotides. Its product is annotated as zinc finger protein RFP-like. Lineage: Eukaryota; Metazoa; Chordata; Lepidosauria; Squamata; Lacertidae. Gene Ontology annotation, molecular function: zinc ion binding. The record is from RefSeq and is a predicted model, not a curated record.